Messenger RNA from Trifolium pratense (red clover), 2775 nucleotides. Its product is annotated as phytochrome A-associated F-box protein. The record is from RefSeq and is a predicted model, not a curated record. Bases 153 to 1055 code for a protein of 300 amino acids. The transcript has a single exon. Gene Ontology annotation, molecular function: protein binding. NCBI's taxonomy places the organism in Eukaryota, Viridiplantae, Streptophyta, Magnoliopsida, Fabales, Fabaceae.
GUCUCAUUAAUUUAUUCCAUGUAUAUAUACACAGUAUCUCACCAUAAUCAAACACACCGUGUCACAUUUUCAACACUGCUUCAUUCAUUCAAUGUUCUUAUUUCUGAACCACACACAAAAAAAAGAUCCAUCCAUCAUCUCAAUCCAAAAACAUGUUGUCAGAAUUAACAGAUGACAUAAUUCUCAACAUACUAUGGAAAAUUGAAGAUGACCCUCGUGAUUGGGCUCGUCUUUCUUGUGUUUCCACAAAACUCAAUUCUUUAAUCCAUGAUUUCUGUUGGAAAAACAAAACUUCUCUUAUAAUUCCUUCACAACUUCUUGUUUCUUCAUCACAAGAUCAUUCUCUUCACAAAUUACCCUUUUGUUGUCCUGGUCUUGUUCAUGCUGGUAUCCUCUUCAACACUGCUGAUUCACCUGAAGAAAACCAACAUCAACAAUCCAUAACUUCAUCAUCAUCAACACCUUCAUGUUCUCUUGUUCAGCAGUCAAAUGAAUGUUCUACUUAUUGGUCACUUUAUGAUGAUCUUUAUCAUGAUACCCUUUAUGCAGAUUCUGAAUCUAAUCAUCAACAAGAGCAAGAAGAAUCCAAAGAGAAUACGAUUAGAACUGGGGUGGUUGAUGUUCCACCAGAAUCUAAGAAAAUAAAAGUUAAUGGGUCAUUGAGUUCACAUUUAGCUACUGGAAAAUGGACACUUAGCAGAGAACAAGGAAGUAAGUUACUUGCAAGACAAUUUCGUGAUGAUUGUUUAUAUGUUUGUGAUUGGCCAGGUUGUGUUCAUUUGGAAGAGAAAAGAAAGUAUAGAGUUUUUAGAGGUGUUUUUAUGAAUUUCAAAAAGACACGUGUUUGGAAAACUGUUAAUGAUUGUAGUAAUCGGAGGAAAAUUGAUUUGCCAUGUGCUUUUUGUUCUUGUAAUCAUACUUGGGAUCUUCAUUCUGCUUUUUGUUUGAGAAGAGGAUUUGGUUAUCAUGAUGAUGGUGAACCUGUUGUUAGAGCAUUUGUUUGUGAUAAUGGUCAUGUUUCUGGUGCUUGGACUGAUGUUCCUAUGUACACUUGAUCUAUGAAGCACGAACACUCCUCGGAUUUUUCGGAGUCAGACACGCGUCGGUGUCAUGACACCGGCACUUAUGAUUACUAUGAAUUAUUCAUUUUCUCACAUUAUUAACGGUAUCAACGUGUCAGUGUUGUGUUCAGUCCGUGUCUGUGUAUAUGCUUCAUACAACUUGAUCAUUCUUUCUCUUUAUUUUGUAAUUUUUUGUUUUGUUAUGUUCUGUCUUUUAUUUACUGAACUUAAUAAUUGUCAUUAUUUAUUUCUGUAAUAUGAGGAGAAAGAUCUCAUAUGAGAGUAGUAUUUAAUUUCAUUUGUAUUUUGUGUUUGUACUUCUUCAUUUUAUUAUUUUAUAUAUAUCAAGCUGUUUGUGUGAUUUGAAGAGUUUGGUCCAAUUUGUGACAAGGCAUGACAUAGUUUGUCUUGAUUAUUUUUAUUGUUGAUUUUAGAUUUUGAAAAUGGCUGGUAUUUGCUGAGAGCAUGUGAAUGUUGUUAUUUGGGAAGAGUGUGUUUUAAACAUUUAACAGAUUUUGCAAGUGGUUAUGCACUUAUAUUGACUCAUGUCAGAUUGGGAUAUCUAGUUGUGACAUGUGAUCCAGAAUUUCCAAUCUUUCUUGAACUUUGCAGGGGUUUCUGGUAUUUCCAAUGUGGUUUUUCUAGAUUUUUAGUUCUACUAUCUCGACCUCAUAAAAAAAUGUAUUUUUUUAAUCGGGCAAAGUGUUAGUAUUUUUCUCCUUCAUCAUGACUUGAAUUCUGGUCUGUUAACUUCUUUAACCAUCGGCUCAUAAAAAAUGUUUGAUUUGGUUUUUGCGCGGUUAAUUAUCACACGCUUCUAUUGCAUGGUUUAAAUCAACAAUUCCUGAGUUUCUUCAAUUUAUGUUUUUUUACCCUUCUCUGUCAUAGGAGGAAUGCAGUGGGAAAGCAUUACUAAGAAUUCAGAGUUAUUUGUAUUUGCAAAAAAAAUCGUUUACUGUUUUAUUCUGCAAUCUUCAGAAGGUUUUAUGAUUACAAUAUUGCUGCUUUCCCAACAUUUUCUGCUGGGAAACAAAGGGACUGAAGUCUAGAAGGCAAACCUACACAAUGACUAGUCUUGGAGUGGAAAUCCCAAGACAAUGAGCAGUAACUAAGCGAAUAGAAGGUAAAACAUACGCACAAAUGUUUGCCUCACGGUAUGAAUGUGAAACUUUAGCUUUAGGCACGGUGGGGAAAGGGUGCCUGCAAAAAUGUUCGCCUCACAGUAACUCCAAUGAAAAUCUGCACAACUAUUCACCAUCUUCCCACGAAGCUCGAUCACCUGUCUUAGAUGCCCCAUCAGUAACUUAACCCAUCCUACAUCAGGCUAGAUUCUUCGUACCAACAUGCACCUGAGUUCUAGGCACGGUAUCCGCCUUUUGAUGCUGCCCAACAAUAUGAUGAUAUUGGUGAACCAACUUUGUGACUACGGCACGGGUUUCCUUAAUUCUGUCCAUAAAAAAUGACAAGCAGUUGCCUAUGUAAUACUCCAUCUUAUAGAACUCGAAAAACCAGCUUGGGAUGACAAAUUAAUCUCCAACCAGACAGCAAGAUCCAUUGAACAGAAGUGAUUAGGGACAUCAACUUGUACUGAAUUGACCCAAAUCCAACACAUUGCUUUAACUUAGGGAAUGUGUUGCAAAUUAUUAAGUUUCUGUUUAAAUGUCAAACAUUAAUUUUCAAAUUAAUGACCAUGAUUUGCUAUUCUUUUCUCUUA